Metschnikowia bicuspidata var. bicuspidata NRRL YB-4993 is the source of this 1509-nucleotide messenger RNA. RefSeq names its product hexokinase 1 (gene HXK1). The coding region runs from base 1 to 1509 and encodes 502 amino acids. Lineage: Eukaryota; Fungi; Ascomycota; Pichiomycetes; Serinales; Metschnikowiaceae. Gene Ontology annotation, biological process: glycolytic process; glucose 6-phosphate metabolic process; intracellular glucose homeostasis. The record is from RefSeq and is a predicted model, not a curated record. Gene Ontology annotation, cellular component: cytosol; mitochondrion. The transcript has a single exon. Gene Ontology annotation, molecular function: glucokinase activity; ATP binding; mannokinase activity.
AUGUCGCUGUUGCCGCUGUCCGCACUGCCGACGUCGCUGCACGUGACCCUCUCGCUGGUGGCGGCCGCGGCUGCCGAAUUCCGCCGCGGCUCCGCUCGCUCUCUCUUGCCCUUCUACGCAUCGCAAGUCUGCGACGCGUUUGAGGAGGCCUUAUCCGGCUCGUCGCCCAUCACCAUGCUCCCGAACUACGAGAUCUCGCCGCGCGGCGACGAAAGCGGCGACUUCCUCGUGGUCGAUUUGGGCGGGUCCACGCUCCGCGUGGCGGUCAUCAGCAUCGCCCCCGAAAGCGGGCCGCGGCAUCUCCGGAAGAGCCGGCACUCGAGGCAGCAGCGCAUUUCGCUCGUGGUUUCCCGCAGCUGGCCCGUGGAAAACGGCCACAAGCUCGUCAACCGGGCGUUCUUCUCGUGGAUCGCGGCCAAGAUUGCCGAGACGCUUGCGGCGCAGACAGCCGUGCGGACCGACGUGCCCAUCACCACCGGCAUCACGUGGUCGUUCCCCCUCCGCUCCACGCUGUACAACACGGCCACCAUUCUCCACUUGGCCAAGGGCUUCCUGGCGGCAGACGACAUUGUCGGCUGCGAGUUGAAGGCCUUGCUCGAGGCCACGGUAAGCGCCAACCACGCCAUUUGCUUGGACGUGCAGCUGAUCACCAACGACUCGCUUGCGGUGUUUUCGGCCGCGCGCUUUCUCGACCAGUCCACACGCUUGGCCUUGGUGCUCGGCACGGGCUUCAACUUGUGCUGCCAGCUCCGGGCGCUGGCACGAAUCGCGCCCUCCAAGCUCUUGAGUGACGAGCACCACGUCUUGUUCAACACGGAAACGUCUCUUUUCGGCAACUCCUUGGUGCCUGCGCUCGCCACCAAGUACGACUGCUACAUCGACCCGCGCUUCGCGGACAGCCUGCUGUUCGCGCCGCACAUGGCCGUGGACCCGGCGACAAACGCCAUUUUCCAGCCUUUCGAGCUCUUGACGUCCGGCCGCUACUUGCCGGAAUUGGUCCGCUUGGUGUUGCUGGACGCCGUGGCGCAGAACGAGAUUUUCGCCGCGCAGAAAAACUUUGCCGUGCUCGCCACGCCGUACCAGGGCGUGACGGGCGAGCUCAUGUGCCUCGUUGCCGAGGGCACCGACGACAGCUUCUUGGCUGAGCGCAUCGAGGCCUGCUUUCGCUGGCCGCGCCUGCUGGUGACGUUGGCGGACGUGGCGGACUUCAAGCUUGUAGUCCAGAGCAUCGUGCACCGCGCAGCGUAUGUCGUGGCGGUGGCCAUCGUGGCUUAUGUCGAGCUCCUAGCACGCCACAACGGGCCGUUUGACACCGACGUGAUUUCCAUCGGCUACGUCGGCUCGGUCAUGGAGUAUUUCGGCUCGCUCCGCACGGCCGUGUUGGACUUCGUCAACGGCUGCCCGCUGGUGGCAAGUCAUGGGGUGCAGGUCAAGCUAGAGUUUGUGCAUGAAAGCUCGCUUGUGGGGACUGCCAUUGCCGCAGCCAGCCAGUGUGCCCGCCUAAAAUAG